AUGUACUCUUUUCAGGAUUGGGCUUUUAAAUACGUACAACAUGAAUGGUUGAAAUGUGCGGCUCGCAAAAACAGUCAGUUUGAAGCGGUUGACAUACUAAUUGAGCAGCUCAAAGAACUCUCGGAGGCUCUGCUGAAGGUCGUUGUGAACAUAACCGACCAGAACGGCAAUACCGCUUUGCACUAUGCUGUAUCCCACGGAAAUUUUCUCGUUGUAUCGUCCUUGUUGGAUUCGGGUGAAUGUCAAUUAAAUCUUGCGAAUCGAGCCGGUUAUUCUGCUGUGAUGUUGGCUGCUCUCUGCUCGCUGGAAAACGACGUGGAAAAGGUCGUUGUUCAAAGGUUAUUUGAGUUGGGUGACGUGAAUGCACGUGCCGCACAGCACGGACAGACUGCAUUAAUGUUAUCAGUGUCUCAUGGUAAGAUGAGCACUACCGAAUUGUUGCUGGCAUGCGGAGCGGAUGUUAAUCUACAGGACGAAGAAGGCUCUACAGCCCUUAUGUGUGCUGCCGAACAUGGUCACAAGGAAAUCGUUAAGCUUCUACUGUCACAACCGGGGAUUGAUGCCGCAUUAACAGACUGUGACAGUUCCACGGCGCUAUCCAUUGCUGUUGAAAAUGGGCACAGAGAUAUUGGAGUAUUGAUCUACGCACACUUGAAUUACAAUCGAGCGGACUCCAUCGAAGAGGCAAAGGUCCAUAACUGA
Angiostrongylus costaricensis is the source of this 702-nucleotide messenger RNA. The record is from the annotation of a GenBank genome assembly. Lineage: Eukaryota; Metazoa; Nematoda; Chromadorea; Rhabditida; Metastrongylidae.